This is a messenger RNA of Hyla sarda, 5548 nucleotides long. RefSeq lists its product as uncharacterized. Bases 3912 to 4883 code for a protein of 323 amino acids. The transcript is spliced from 13 exons. Lineage: Eukaryota; Metazoa; Chordata; Amphibia; Anura; Hylidae. The record is from RefSeq and is a predicted model, not a curated record.
CUGGUCUUUAUGCAAUAAAUAGUGAAAAAAAUAUUGUACAAAAAAUUUGAAGUCUUUACUGUGAUAUGGGUUAAAACUGUAAUGAACAUGACUGUAUCCUUUUAUAUGGUAGUAUAUGUGUAUGUUAAAUAACUACUAGAUCGAUUGCAACAAUAAAUCAAUCACUUUGAACUUACUGAAAGCAAAAAUUAAGUGUUUUAGGUUGAAACCAACAAAAAAAUAUAUAUAUUUUUAACCUGAUAGUUAUUACUUUUGUUUGUUCUUACUGAUGUUGUAUGAUGUGAUGUAUUGUUGCAGUCGAUUCUGUAGGCAUUUUUACAUACACAUCAGCUGAUUUGCCUCAUUCUAUCUAGGACAAUUACCUGGACAGGGCCCAGUUACUCACCCGUCCUCGCACCAGAGUGACCCUACCCUCAGAGUUACGGCCCUUUCAUCCAUUACACAACAAAUAAAUUCUACAUGUCACUAAAUAAAAACAAAACUUUAUUGAAACCUAAAUAUAAUAAGGUGAAUUGCACAAGGUGAUUUUAAAACAGUGGGGGAGAUUUAUCAAAGGAUUUAGACUGGUUUUUCCUGUCUAAAUUUGUCGCACAGAAAGUUGCAGUCUAAAUAUGUGCGACUUUUCUGCGACUUUUGCUGUAGAGGAUUUUUAGAACAUGAUGCAUGCAAGUCUAUUUUAGACGGAAAUGCAUUGGAAAAUGCAUUGGUGCUGAAUUUAUCAAGUGCGACUUUUGUGCGACAAGUCUGCCCAAAAUACGCUGAAAUGUCAGACCAUGUUGGAGCAGGUCUAAAUGCAGUUUAAGCUGUAGACCCUGAAGUCUGAGCACAGAAUUUAUCAAGGGCUGUGAGACCUUUGAUAAAUUAGAAGCACAAUAGACAGGAGACUACCACAUACGCUGGUCUAUAAGCAUACCCAGAAUAGACUAGAUUAGGAAAUGUCCCCCAGUCUCUUCAGUCUCAUAUCCCUUUAACACUCAUAUAUAGGCAUACCAAAUGACUAAUAACACUGUCAUAAACCUAUGUAUUGGUGUUGUGUUUGUACAUUCAAAGUCACAUUAUGAUGAUAUUGUACUUAGGUGGAGGCUCGGUUCUGGUUCGACCACAAUCGUGAGUGACUGUCGUUGUCCUCAUUAGAGAUAAAUAGCUGAGUGCCAGUAAGAGGAACUGACACCAGACACAGAGUUGCAAUAAACUCACUCAUCCGAGGUUGGAGUGCACAAUGGCUUGCUUUAUUCUGGAAACAUUGUUAUAUAGGGUUAUCAAAAAGUGGAGGGUUUGAUUCAAUGUAUAAGACAACUUGUCCUUUUGUGAUUGGUUUUGCAGCUAUAUGAUGCAGGAUUCAUGUUAAGAAGAUUGUUGAUGUGUUCUUUAUGUCCAUCUGCUGACCCAUUUCUUCAUGCAUUUCAGUUAGAUGUUACUUCUCCUUUUAUGACACUGUAAAUCUUCUUCUUGCUUCCAGGUAUGGAUCCAAAAGCAGGCUCCAUCUUAGUUACUAGCAAUAGCAAGCUGAUAGCUUCGUAAGGGUAAUAAUGGUUUUCUUGUUAGUCUAGCAAGCAUCUCCUAAUUUCUUUUUAAUCAAACAUAAUUAUCAUUCUUAUCACUUAUAUUGAGAUGAAUGACCCCAAAAUUCAAGCCUCUGAUUAUGUUUAGGAGGCCAUGCAAAACUACUCUUUAUCAUAAUUAGCUGGGUAAAUAAAAUCUCCCAAUAGGAAAUCUUAUAUUUUAUACACUUAAGAAAAAGUCUACAUGGGAGAUGUAAUCAAGUGAAUUAAUAUAUGCUUUUAAUGAUUGGUAUUGAACAGGUUACUAACCCUGCAGGAGGAGGCUAGAUCAGAUUAUGAAUUAUUAAAGUGGUACUCUGCCCCUAGGCAUCUUAUCCCCUAUCCAAAGGAUAGGGCACGCGAUCUCGGCUGUGGCACACCAGACAUCCGGUGCACGGAUCGAACUUGGGGGGGCAUGGCCGUGACGUCACAUGGCUCCGUGCACUGGAGGUCUGGGGUGCCACAGCCAAGAUCGCAAGGGUCCCCAUUGGUGGGACCUCUGUGAUCAGACAUCUUUGCCUAGGGGCGGAGUACCCCUUUAAGGCUUAUUCCUGGUUCAUUCAUGUUUUUGAUUUUAUUGGUCAUUUAAAUAUCACAUACACUAAUAUAUGAUUCUAGUCCCUCUCUAUGAUUAAGGCCCAGUUCGGUGGAUACCUGUCAGAUUGGUGGUGGUUUGUACCAGUUGCACCUUUACCUGUAUAAAUUUUAAUAAGGAAAAUUUAAAGGUCACGUUUUAAGGAUCUGGUGCCGUUUUUCCACUUUCUCAGUUUAAAUAAACACGUGAUUGUAAGCCUCACGUGCAGGGUCCUCCCAGAGUUACAUAACCAUACCUUUUAGGUUCUGUUCACAUGGGUGGUUUUAAUUGCGAGAUAGCAGCAUGUGUCCCUCUGUGGUUCAAACUCGCAGGGUAAACACGCUGCUAUCUCGCAAUGAAAUCCGCCGGUGUGAGCAGAUCCUUAGGGUCUGUUCACACGUAUAGUAUCCUGUGCAUAUUUGAUGCACAUGACUUGAAGCUGCGAAUUUCAACGCAAACAAAAAUGACUGGACACAACUUUGAAUCCUGCCUAUCAAAAAUGUGCAGCAUACUGUACUUGUGAAUAGACCCUUAAAGGGAAUCUGUCAUCUUCAUAUUAUGCUCAUAAGUCAAGGAGUCAAUGCGGAGCCUCAGAAUGCGGGCUUUUAUUCCAUUACUGAGUAUGUCAGUCAUGGCAGAAAGGGCAGGAGGCGUGUAUCCUGCGGCUUACCAAAACCUCUUUGACACGAGCUCUGAUUGUGAUCUUGAGCAAAUCCUCUUUAUGCCUUCUAUAUACAGUGCCCUGGAAUUACUGGUGCUUUAAAAUAAAUAAUAUUGAUAAUAAAGCUUAGCCAAUCCACUGGUGUUUUAUCCUCUUGAUACAGCAUGUUACAUUUUGAGGUGUGACUUAUUUUCUACUUUAACAUAUAAAAUAUGAAUCAUUUAAUAAAAUAUAAAACAGCAUCAACACAAUGUCCUAACACAGACAACAUAUACCAGGGAGGUGGCCAAACUGCUGCUUGGGUGCCACAUACAGCCAGGUGCUGUGCAGCUUGUGUUUCACCUCCAGCCCACACCACCAUUGGAAUCCAGCAGCCCUCUGCUCUGCCACUUUAUUAGAGCAAGAGCUUCCGGUAGCAGACAUGCCCUACACAGGCACAUCUGCUUGAAGAUGCCGGACAGUAACAUCAGCUGAUGGCAAUGUCCCUCUUUCAAUGCCCACUGAAGAGGAGUAGGAGCAGAACAGAAUACAGGGGAGCUACUACUAUUUUUCCCUUGUGAUUAUUAACAAAUAACUUUUAUAUUAUUUAUUCAUAUGUAUACUACAUAUGAACAAAUACUACUACCUACAUGUAUUUCUGCAUUUUAUGUAUGUGCAUGUCUUGUAGCUUUCAAACAUCGGAAGUCUCUCGAAUGUUGCUCUUAUGUUGAACAAGACCACCAUGGACAUCUACAGGGCGUUCAUAUUUUACUAAUUUUCAGGUAUUUGACACAAUGCGCCCAGAGCUGUAACUGUAUGUAAUACUACGUCCAAUAAAUUGCUACAAAACAAUACAAAGUGGUCAAAUGUAAAUCUGGAAUAAAGUCACCUGCAUUGUUUUAUAGUCUACUAGUGGUAGGAAACAGGCUCAGGGCUCAGAGAAGCUCUGGAGGGUGGGGCAUUGAGGAAGUCUUUGAAGAAUAGGAUGCAUCAGAUCAGCUAUUAGUACUACACAGUGUGGACCCAGAGGUGGUGCAGCUUCUUCUUCAUACACAGCAUCUCUCACAGUAAUUCACAGUUUUCUAAUUCAGUUUAAGGACGUUAAAGUAUACCAGAACAGCUUCCAGCACACCUAUAAUUUCUGUCUCCUUUAACAAUGGAACGUAAAACAAAUCAGAUCCGUCUGCUACAAGUGUGUCUGCUCCUGUGGAUAGGCAUUUCAGUAUCUGUAGCUCAGGAUACAACUGAAGAAAACAUUACUACUUCACCAGACUCAACAGGUAGUCUACCCAUGGCAAAUACUAAUGGCCCAGAAGAUACAGCUACUACUGCACUUCCACAGGAUCAAGAGCCCACUGAUGGAAAUGUGAUGGGAUCAUCUACUGAUACCAUUAUGACAGAAUCCGCUGAUAUUAAUGGCACUAUGACAGAAACUUGUCACCUUUUUAACUGCAUGGGAGACCACUGUUACACGAACGAAUCACUAAAUAAAGAUUCUAAGAAUGUCACAUGUUCUACGUACUGUGCGUUGUUUCGGCACAACAGUUCCUAUUUUGCAUCUAUGUGUGAUCCUCACUGCCGACAUCACCUGUGUAAUGAUUCAGCACAAGAUAAUUGUACUAUACGCUGCUGCACUGCAUUGGGAUGCUCAGUUGACAAUGGGAAUGAGGGCAACCAAACUAACAAUACAACCAUGCCGAGCACAGAGGUUAUGAGUACAGCUUCUACUACCACAACUACUACAACACUUGUCUACAGUGAAAAGAAAUGUAGAUCGUUUAAGUGUGAUGGAUCAGACUGCUUUAAGACUCAGACUACUGCACAAACAAAACAAUGCCAAGUUGGAAUAAACCAUUGUGAGUUGCAAAAAAUUGUGAAAAAUGGUGCCAUCUCUUAUGAAGCGGGCUGCAGUAAUACCUGUUCCACCAGCACUAAAUCCUGUGCUGCCAUCACUACUGCGGACUGUUUCCAGGAAUGCUGUAAUGCUACAAAUGCAGGAUGCUGCAUGAAACUGGAUGGCCAGGUGCGCUUUAACACCGCUCCAUUAGGCCAGAAAGGAUCAAUCCUGAAGCUAUUUACUUGGGCCUUCUUUAUUAUUUUUGUCUCCCGAUUCAUUUCUUCCUCAUAAGCAUACAUUUGGAUUUUAUUUCUGCAUCUUUUUACAUGUGCAUUACAAAUGAACUUUCCUGAGAACUUGUGUUUUAUUUGUUUUGCCCAGAACCAGAACCUAAGAAUAGGGCUAUACAUUCAUUGAGGCAUCAUCUAUCCAGUAAUGUAAUAUCUACAUAUUGUUGUAUCAAUUGAAAUGUAUUUACUAUACUCUACUCCUGGGAAAAUAUGAAAAGAGAUAAGUAAACUCUUUGUAUCAUUUUUUUCCCUAUAGUUUACUGGUUAACUAUGAAAAACAAGCAACUAUAAUUUUAACAUUCCUGACAAAAUUACAGAAAGACAUUUACGUGUACCUGUCAUAUCACAGAAAAAAAAUGCUUAAAUGGGGUACUCCAGUGGGAAAAAAAUGGUGCCAGAAAGUUAAACAGAUUUGCAAAUUACUUCUAAUUAAAGGGUACCUCUCAUCAAAAAAACUUUUGAUACAUUAUAGAUUAAUGUAUGCAGAAUAACUUUACAAUUGCAUGUUAUUAAAAAAUAUGCUUCUUUCUAUUUAAUUUUCCACUUUGAAGAAAUGACCACUAGGGGUCUCCCUACCAGUCCUGACAGCAAGCAUUUCAGACUCAUGCUGGAGUCCUAAACACUACGAGCUGCCAGUCUGCUUUCUUCACAAAGGAGAACACUCAG